Erpetoichthys calabaricus (reedfish) is the source of this 2105-nucleotide messenger RNA. RefSeq names its product protein disulfide isomerase family A, member 7 (gene pdia7). Gene Ontology annotation, molecular function: protein disulfide isomerase activity. The transcript has 13 exons. NCBI's taxonomy places the organism in Eukaryota, Metazoa, Chordata, Cladistia, Polypteriformes, Polypteridae. The record is from RefSeq and is a predicted model, not a curated record. Bases 159 to 1625 code for a protein of 488 amino acids. Gene Ontology annotation, biological process: protein folding; response to endoplasmic reticulum stress. Gene Ontology annotation, cellular component: cell surface; endoplasmic reticulum.
GUGUUAUUGGGCAGGUUCCUUAGUGUGUGUUGGUUUCCCGUUAGUUAGGACUUGGCUGCAUCUUAUUUGCAGUUCUGCUGAUACGCAUCAAUAGAAAGACCAGAAGUGCCUUUUUGCAGAAUUUGGUCGUCGAGUUGCUUUCCUCGGUUGUCACCGUUAUGGCUGUCGUUGUUUUGAUGGUGUCGGUUCUGGUGCUGAGCGGUCUUGCAUUCGGCAGUGACGUGCUGGAGCUCGGAGACAGCGACUUCGACUUUUCGGUGCGGCAGCAUGAGACCAUGCUUGUGGAAUUCUUCGCUCCCUGGUGUGGUCACUGUAAGAAGCUGGCACCAGAAUACGAAGAGGCAGCCACUAGGCUUAAAGAUAUUGUGCCCUUAGCCAAGGUGGACUGCACUGCAAACUCUGAGACCUGUACCAGGUUUGGUGUGAAUGGAUACCCAACCCUAAAGAUCUUUAGAAAUGGAGAGGAGUCUUUAGCGUAUGAUGGUCCUCGAUCAGCAGAUGGGAUUGUUAGUCACAUGAAGAAACAGGCUGGCCCCAGCUCUGUAGAACUGAAGACUGCAGAGGAUCUAGAAAAAUUUAUUAGCCAUUACGAUGCUAGUAUAGUUGGAUUCUUCUCUAGCAGUGAUAGUGCACAGCUUGCUGAGUACGUGAAGGCUGCUAGUGUACUCAGAGACCACUACAGACUAGCUCACACUAGCACCCCAGAGCUACUUGAAGCACAUAAUAUCCAGGGCGAAGGUGUUAUUCUGUUUAGGCCACCACGACUCAGUAAUAAAUUUGAGGAAAGCACUUCACAGUACUCGGACUCCAUCAGCACCAGCAGUAUUAGAAGUUUCAUAAAUGAAAAUAUAUUUGGUAUGUGUCCACACAUGACCAGUGACAACAAAGAACAACUGAUGAGGAGAGACAUAUUAUUGGUUUUCUAUAAUAUAGAUUAUGUACGCAACCCCAAGGGCUCCAACUAUUGGAGAAACAGGGUAAUGAAAGUAGCCUCUAAGUUUGUUUCUGAAGGCAGGACCCUAAGCUUUGCUGUUGCAGAUCGUCAGGAAUUUGCUGAGGAGGUAUCAGAAUUUGGGGUGGAGGACACUACUGGUGAGUUACCAGUGGUUGUAAUAAAGACCCUCACUGGUGAAAAAUACAUCAUGCAAGAAGAAUUCACGCGUGAUGGGCUCGCUCUAGAGCGUUUUCUGGAGGAUUACUUUGCCAAAAAUUUAAAGAGAUACAUGAAAUCUGAACCAAUACCAGAGAAAAAUGAUGGACCUGUCAAGGUGGUAGUUGCAGAGACCUUUGAUAAAAUAGUUAAUGAUCAAUCCAAAGAUGUUCUAAUUGAGUUUUAUGCCCCAUGGUGUGGACACUGCAAAAAUCUGGAGCCAAAGUAUACUGAGUUAGGUCAGCAGUUGGCAAAUGAUCCAAAUAUUAUAAUUGCAAAGAUGGAUGCCACAGCAAAUGAUAUCCCUUCUAACUAUGAUGUUCAAGGAUUUCCAACCAUCUAUUUUGCUACAAAAGGCAACAAAGAGUCCCCAAAAAGAUAUGAGGGUGGACGGGAAGUCAGUGACUUUAUUAAUUUCUUGAAAAAUGAAGCAUCCACCAGUCCAGUGAUUUCUCCAAUGAAGGAAGACCUUUAAAAGCCUGAAAAAUGACUUUAAUGUGUCAUCUGUCAAUUUUUAGGCUCUGGUGGGGAACUUCAUCUGACUGGAUUAUGGACAUUAUGCAUUUCUCAAGAUUCUCUUGCCUAAGGAAAACAAAAACUUUGAUUUACAAAAAUAUAUAUAUAUGUAUAAUUUAAAGAAGGGCCUAAUGGUUUCUUAGUUGCUAUAUUUGACUGUGUGGUCCAGAAACAAUAACAUGAAUUGCAUUGAGCCUUAACAAGAUCUUGGCUCAGAUGUCUUUGUAGGAUCGAGUGGUUUUUUUUGUAUUUUAAUUUAAUUCAGUGUGAAAUCUGCGAGAGCUGCAUGACAAGGUAAACAUAAGUUGUGGGGCUACUGGCCGUGUGUUGGGGGGCAUUUAUCAGCAAGGUACUGAUGGAGAUAAGCAUGUUUGGGUGACAUUAGCAAUAGGACUUGAUGUUUGUGUGUUGACAAUGAAUAAAACACCACUCUAAAGAA